Messenger RNA from Vitis riparia (riverbank grape), 3238 nucleotides. Its product is annotated as mitochondrial substrate carrier family protein C. The transcript is spliced from 7 exons. The record is from RefSeq and is a predicted model, not a curated record. The coding region runs from base 435 to 2924 and encodes 829 amino acids. Gene Ontology annotation, molecular function: S-adenosyl-L-methionine transmembrane transporter activity; calcium ion binding. NCBI's taxonomy places the organism in Eukaryota, Viridiplantae, Streptophyta, Magnoliopsida, Vitales, Vitaceae. Gene Ontology annotation, biological process: transmembrane transport. Gene Ontology annotation, cellular component: mitochondrial inner membrane.
GGCUUGAAAAAUGAAACGCCUCUUCCUCUGCUUCUACAGUCGCCAAUCACCAUAUCCAUCCGACCCAAUCGCAAAUGUUUGAAAUUUAGGAAUCCAAUCGCCUCUGUAUCGUCCGUUACAUUUAGCAGCUGUUCUUUUUUUUUUUUUCAGUAAUUGUAUUUAUUGUCUGCUAAAGUCGAAUUUUUUCUAUGUGCUAUUGUGGUAACUGAUGGCUUCAUUUCUACUCUUCCUUCGUUUUUCUGUUCACAGAUCUCGUCCGUUCAUUUUCUGAAUUUUUUUUUCCUUCUUUUCCUCGGGGGGUUUGAAUUGAUUUGUACGGAAAGUGUUCGCAAUGGGUGUUUUCAUGUUUUGGGAAUCGGUGAAGGGAUUUUCUGGGAUUUGAGACGUUGAGUUUCUUGUGAAUCUAGGUUUGCUUUUCGUGUUAUUGGUUGGCGAUGGUGUCUGGGAAUGACCCGGUGGAAUCGUUCUUCAACUCGGUUCAGGCGGUAAAAGAUGUGCUUUCGCCGCUGGAAUUGGGUGUGCGGAGAGCGGCGAAAGAUCUUGAGCAUCGUUGGUGGUCGAAGAAUGAGGUAAAUGAUGCUGAAUUGUUUGCAGAAUUGAGUGGUGUCGGUGGCGUUGGUGAUAGGAAUGGGAAGGUUCAGAGCUGCCGUGUGAAGAAAAAGAAUGGUCAGUGUGUGGUUACCGAGGAGAGAAAAAAAGGUUUGUGGAUUAGGAUUCCCAUUAAGAAUUUUUGGGGGAUGUUCUUGCCCAAUAGUGCAAAUGGGUAUAAGGAUGAGGUUUCGAGAAAAGGAUUAACAGAGAGGGAUUUGGGCAAAGAGGAUGAUGCGUCUUGUAUGAAUUGCUUGCAAUUUGCAGUAACUUGGUCUUUGUUGGUAAAUAAUUUCGUUCAAUCUUUUCCAAGUCAUUUUAAACCUGCUAAGAAGCGGUUUCAGAAAAUGGGUGAUGAAGAUGGGACUUGUUUGAAGUCGGGUUUACACCCCUCUAAGUUGAAGGGUUCUUGUGAAUUGAGGAAACAGGGAUUGAAUGAUCAGUUCAGUGCAAAAACUGGGAAUGAGGGUAUAACACGUAAAGAAGGUAAACAUGUGCAACUUGAAUGCUUGUUGGGUUUUGUUUUUCAUCAAUUGAGUCAAAAUUUUCUGAAGUUUGAUCAGGGUGUUGAAGAAACAGAACAGAAGGGUUGUGAUUCUUCUACUCCUGUGUCACCUAAAUUUGACCAUUUGAAGGCAAUAACAAGUAUUCUGGAAGGUAGAAAAGCAGAUGUUAAUGGGUUUUUGGGAAAUUUGAGCUUUGCAAGGGUGGGUGGAGUGGCAAGUAUUGUUGGAAUAACUUCAUCUGUUAAAGAACCUGGCACGGAUGGUGAUGCAACUGGAAACAGGGAAGAAGCUAGUGGCAGUUCACCGCAGAAGUUGGCAAAUGGUUUGCUUAACAUUCCUUUAUCAAAUGUUGAACGCCUAAGAUCCACAUUAUCCACUGUUUCAUUGACAGAACUGAUUGAGCUGGUACCUCAGUUAGGACGACCUUCUAAAGAUUAUCCUGACAAGAAGAAACUAUUCUCUGUCCAGGAUUUCUUCAGAUACACAGAAUCAGAAGGAAGGCGGUUCUUUGAAGAGCUGGAUAGAGAUGGUGAUGGUCAAGUAACAUUGGAAGAUCUUGAAGUUGCAAUGAGAAGCAGAAAACUGCCACGGAGAUAUGCAAGAGAGUUUAUGCGCCGAACUAGAAGCCACUUAUUUUCAAAAUCAUUUGGUUGGAAGCAGUUCUUGUCCUUCAUGGAACAGAAGGAACCCACCAUUCUUCGAGCUUAUACUACACUCUGUUUGAGCAAGUCUGGCACUCUGCAAAAGAGUCAAAUCUUGACAUCACUAAAAAGUGCCGGACUUCCUGCAAAUGAAGACAGUGCUGUUGCAAUGAUGCGAUUUCUAAAUGCAGACAUGGAAGGAUCAAUUUCUUAUGGUCACUUCCGGAAUUUUAUGCUUCUGCUACCAUCUGAUCGACUUCAAGAUGAUCCCAGGAGUAUAUGGUUUGAAGCUGCCACUGUUGUUGCUGUUGCACCGCCUGUGGAAAUAUCUGCUGGAAGUGUUCUGAGAUCUGCAUUGGCAGGGGGCCUUGCAUGUGCACUUUCUACCUCUUUACUGCAUCCUGUUGAUACGAUAAAGACUCGAGUACAAGCUUCAACACUCUCAUUCCCAGAAAUCAUUGCAAAGCUUCCAGAAAUUGGCGCCAAGGGAUUAUAUAGGGGUUCUGUCCCUGCAAUUCUUGGACAGUUUUCGAGCCAUGGCCUGCGAACUGGAAUUUUUGAAGCAAGCAAGCUUGUGUUGAUAAAUGUUGCUCCUACCCUUCCAGAGAUCCAGAUCCAAUCUUUAGCAUCAUUUUGUAGCACAUUCCUGGGGACAGCAGUGCGGAUCCCUUGUGAGGUAUUAAAGCAGCGGUUGCAGGCAGGCAUUUUUGACAACGUGGGAGAGGCACUUGUAGGUACCUGGCAACAAGAUGGUGUUAAGGGUUUCUUUCGUGGGACUGGUGCCACUCUUUGUAGGGAGGUUCCAUUCUAUGUUGCGGGCAUGGGGCUCUAUGCCGAGUCCAAAAAGGUUGUCCAUAAGCUUUUGGGGAGGGAACUGGAGCCAUGGGAAACAAUUGCAGUCGGGGCUUUAUCUGGUGGUCUGGCAGCCGUUGUCACAACACCUUUUGAUGUGAUGAAGACUAGGAUGAUGACUGCUACACAUGGGCGGACUGUGUCAAUGUCAAUGGUUGCCUUCUCUAUUCUUCGUCAUGAGGGACCCAUUGGCUUAUUUAAAGGAGCUGUACCCAGAUUCUUCUGGAUUGCUCCCCUGGGUGCCAUGAACUUUGCAGGAUAUGAGCUUGCAAGAAAGGCCAUGGAUAAAAAUGAGGACACGGGAAGCGAUCAAAUUUCUCAGAAGAAGUUGGCUUAGUUCUGGGUGAAGUUUAUCACCCUCUUUGGGUUUUGCAAUUUUCUUCCCUUUGGUGUACACUUGGAUGCUGCCGGAAAGUUUUGAGCAUUUUCCGAAUUUUGAACAGCAGCAUUUGCUUCAUUUCCUUCAAUUUCAUCUGUCGACGUCUCUGUCUUCCCAUUAAGACAAUUGUUAUUUUUUAUAUAUCGUAUACCUUCUGUACUUAUUUUGAACUGGUGGCAGUUGCACAUAUGUUGGUUUUGUUUUGUAUUUUGCUCACAAUUCUUGUUACAUUUUUGUACAUUUAUGUGCAGUUAAUCCUUUUGCCUUCUUGA